Gossypium arboreum is the source of this 907-nucleotide messenger RNA. RefSeq lists its product as uncharacterized. The transcript is spliced from 2 exons. Lineage: Eukaryota; Viridiplantae; Streptophyta; Magnoliopsida; Malvales; Malvaceae. The record is from RefSeq and is a predicted model, not a curated record. The coding region runs from base 196 to 465 and encodes 89 amino acids.
CAACAAAAUUCCUAAGGCUAUUAAAGUACAGCUAAAAGUUGAAGAGACAACAUAAACAAUUUAGAAAGUACCCAAAAUCAAAACAAAGCAACACAUUUUGAAACCCUAAAAUGAAUAGCAAACAAUUAACCAUCAUCCUCCAAUCCAAUGAAAACAAUGAACCCCCUACAUAACUUACUGAAAUUGUUAUGAAUCAUGAAAUACCUCAAUCCCAGAACCAAGCAGAGCAUUCAACCUCAUAGUGGGUCUAGCCAGCAUCGAUCCUCUACAAAAGCUUCUUGGGCUUCUAGAGGAACAUCCUCCACCCAGAACCAGUCAGUCGACUCUUUCCGACCCAAAGCUGCUAUUGAAUGCGCAGUAGUAUUACAUCCUCGAGACGGGAAGCGACAGAGCUCAAAAAUUUUCGAUAGAGCUUUCACAUCUCAGGAUGAUUCACUGAAAACCCAUUUCUUGGGCAAUCUGUAAUCCAUGCAGGACCGCCAUCACUUCAGCCAUACACACCGUACAAGCCUAUGUAUGGAUACGAUACCUUGAACCUAAUAUUUGCCCCAUGUCAUCCUGAACAAUAAACCCUGAACUAGCUUGAUUUCUUGGUCCAGAUUACCUCGUAUCCAUAUUAAACUUAACCCACCAGUGGAGGGGACCAAUGGGCUACCACAACUAGAAGAGGGUGUCUCAAAAUAGAACUCAGACCCUGGUAUUCUCUUUCAUAUUCUUUUUGUUUUUAUUCUUAAGAAUUUAGUUUAUUUACAUUUCUAAGUUUCAAAAUAAAGGUUCAGCUCUUGACAUUGUUAAGAUUUUAUGUUCAAUUCUUCGAUGUGACAUUUUUGAUAAAAAAAAUUUACUUGAUAGUCAUGUAAUAAAAAAUGAUGUUGUAACAGUUAAAUUUUUAGUAGUACGGAAACAA